Molecule: messenger RNA, 1953 nt
Organism: Saprolegnia parasitica CBS 223.65
Lineage: Eukaryota; Oomycota; Saprolegniomycetes; Saprolegniales; Saprolegniaceae
Product: TKL protein kinase
Exons: 1
Coding region: 1-1917 (638 amino acids)
Biological process (GO): protein phosphorylation
Molecular function (GO): protein kinase activity; ATP binding
Source: RefSeq, a predicted model, not a curated record
AUGUUUCUUGUAAUAAUUCUUCUGCGAGCGAUGACCCAGUGGCUAGAGAGCGCAGACUACGUCGCCCGGUUCCGGUCCCUCGACGAGCGCAAGGUCGAUGGCGGCGCCGUGGCCUUCCCGGCGCCGAUGCCAGAGACGGUCACGGCGCGGCUCGCGUCGCUGGGUCUGACGUGGGACGUGCUACCAACGCUCGUGCGCCACGCGCUGCUCUGGGACAUGGGUCUCGUCGUCGGCAACGUUAGCGGCACCGACGCCUACUUGCAGGUGUACACCAAGUGCGGCAUGGGCAUGGCCAACAUCAGCCUCACGUUUGACGAGUUUACGGCGGCGAACCCGUCGUCGCAGACCGUGCGAUCGUGCCCCGCCCUCGUCAACGGCGCCACCGUCUCGCUACUGCGGCAAGAAGCCGCAACAGGCACGUUUCUCGACGACGUCAUCAAGUGCGCGAUGGACCUCCAGAACCUCCCGGACGGCUUCUCGAGCCUCCUCGCGCAAGACGGCCUUGGCCCGAGCGACGUGCCGCAGCCGCGUGUGUGGCGGCACCAAGACAAGACCGCCGGCUGGACCAAGCUCGCGAUCCAUACACUACCCUCCAACAUGUACCCCGAAGCCGCGUGGAGCACGUGUCCGAGUCGGCCUGGUGCGCGCAUCAUCCCAUGCGAGCCCCGCAACAACCGCCCGGAGAGCCCCAACACGUGUCUGCCGACGCCGUCGGCCGCCAUGACAUCGUGGCUCACAGCUGUCAAGGCGUCGCUGCCCGCCAAGGACACUACCGGUCUGUCGACGACCAACGUUGUGUUGAUCGCGACCAUCAGCAGCGUCCUGCUCCUCGCGCUACUUGGCUGCUGCUGCCUGUGGCGACGACGACGACGACACGCUCCGUCGCCGCCAGCAUCGCCCAAGUACGAGCCGCCGGCCAUGGACGGAAGCACCGAUCCGUCGCGCUACAUGGAGGCCACGACGCCGCCGUCGCCCGCCCAGCAACCGCCGUCGUUUGCGCGGUCGGAGUCGUCCGUCGACGUGGCGCUCCGGGAGCUGUACCGCGACCCGUCCAUCGCAUCCAAGCAGCUCGUGUUCAAGGAGCUCGAUUGGAUCCGCAUCCUUGCGGCCGGCGCCUUUGGGGAGGUCUACCUCGGGCAGUACCGCCAGAAGCGCAUUGCGAUCAAGCGCAUCCAGUCGAUCCGGAUCGAGGUCGAUGGCGUCGUCGAGGCGUUCGCUGAGGAGAUUCGGCUCAUGGCGCACUUCCGACACCCCAACAUCGUCGCGUUUCUAGGGUUUGCGUGGGACCUCGAGACGCCCUCGACGCUCUGCGCCGUGACCGAGUUCCUUCAUGAGGGCGACCUGAAGGCGUACUUGGUUGCGCACCCGGUGCUGCCGUGGUCGACCAAGAUGGUGUUUGCGCUCGACGUUGCGCGCGCGCUGCAGUACCUCCACGAGCUCCUCGAGCCCACGAUCAUCCACCGGGAUCUCAAGAGCAAGAACAUCCUCCUCUCGCUGCCGCACGCCAAGCUCUCGGACUUUGGCAUCUCGCGCGAGCAGAUAAACGAUGACACGCUGACAGCCGGCGUCGGCACGGCCUUCUACUCGGCGCCCGAAGUCAUGAAGGGCCUCAAGUACACGAAGCAAGCCGACAUUUACUCGUUCGGGUGCGUCCUCGCCGAGAUGGACACGCACAAAAGCUUGUACCACGAGUGGAAGUUUCCCGCGAUCGCGAUCUUGAACAAGGUCAUGCACGAGCACCUCCGCCCGGCCAUGACCCCGACGUGCCCCAGGGCCAUUUUGCAGCUGGCGCAGCAGUGCUUCGACGCCGACCCGAGUCAGCGCCCGACCGCGUCCGACAUCGCGCGGGACCUCGCCGACCUUGUCGGCAAAGGCCGCAUUGAGCGCCACGCGUGGAAGUCGUCCGAGUCGUCCUAGAACCCGCCAUAAAUAUAUACCGUAUUUAUUCCCAUA